Messenger RNA from Populus euphratica (Euphrates poplar), 1188 nucleotides. RefSeq names its product probable LRR receptor-like protein kinase At1g51890. The transcript has 5 exons. Gene Ontology annotation, biological process: protein phosphorylation. Gene Ontology annotation, molecular function: protein kinase activity; ATP binding. NCBI's taxonomy places the organism in Eukaryota, Viridiplantae, Streptophyta, Magnoliopsida, Malpighiales, Salicaceae. The coding region runs from base 299 to 1003 and encodes 234 amino acids. The record is from RefSeq and is a predicted model, not a curated record.
AUUGAAUGUGUCAUUAUCUUCCUCGGUGGGCUUAUCCUCACUGAAAUCAAAGAAUCAACAAUUUACAUACACUGAAAUAGUUAGCAUUACCAAUAAUUUCCAAACCAUUAUUGGAGAAGGAGGAUUUGGAAAAGUAUAUCUUGGAAACUUGCAAGAUGGUCGUCAAGUUGCUGUCAAGUUGUUAUCUCAAUCCUCAAGGCAAGGUUAUAAAGAAUUUCUAGCGGAGGUCAAACUAUUGAUUAUUGUUCAUCACAGAAACUUGGUGUCCCUCGUUGGUUAUUGUAAUGAGCAAGAAAAUAUGGCACUUGUUUAUGAAUACAUGGCAAAUGGGAACUUGAAGGAUCAAUUUUUAGAAAAUAGCACAAAUAUGUUGAAUUGGAGGGCAAGGCUGCAAAUUGCAGUAGACGCAGCACAAGGUUUGGAAUAUCUGCAUAAUGGUUGCAGGCCGCCAAUAGUCCAUAGAGAUUUGAAAUCAUCCAACAUCUUAUUAACUGAAAACCUUCAAGCCAAGAUUGCUGAUUUCGGGCUGUCCAAAGCCUUCGCAACCGAAGGAGACUCGCAUGUCAUAACUGAUCCUGCAGGCACGCCCGGAUACAUUGAUCCUGAAUUUCGAGCAUCAGGAAACUUUAAUAAGAAAAGUGAUGUUUACAGCUUCGGUAUUCUUCUGUGUGAGCUAUUAACUGGUCAACCGCCUUUAAUAAGGGGCCAUAACGGCCACACUCACAUACUUCAAUGGGUGAGUCCUCUAGUUGAAAGAGGGGAUAUCCAGAGCAUUAUCGAUCCAAAGCUGAAAGGUGAAUUCAACACUAAUUGUGCUUGGAAAGCUCUGGAGAUAGUACUGUCCUGCGUGCCCCCGACUUCAACACAAAGGCCAGACAUGAGUGAUAUCUUGGGAGAGCUAAAGGAAUGUCUGGCCAUGGAGAUGUCAGCUGAAAUGAGCAUGCGCGAUUCCGUCAAAAUUAGCUUGGUGCUUGGCACAGAUAUGGCUCCAAAUCUUAGGUAGUUAAUAAACAAUAACGGUUUGUUUGUUGUUAAAACCUCUACGGCUUGAACUGAAUUUAUAUAUGCAUAAAACAUUAUUAUAGUAUAAAUUUACCCUCGACAUCCUUCCUUAAACCUAUCUCUAGAUAAGUCCUAGAAAAGCUCUUAAUUUGAAAAAAUCUUCACAUUUCGAAACCUUUGUAAGAA